This is a messenger RNA of Teleopsis dalmanni, 980 nucleotides long. RefSeq lists its product as uncharacterized. Bases 170 to 955 code for a protein of 261 amino acids. The record is from RefSeq and is a predicted model, not a curated record. Gene Ontology annotation, molecular function: zinc ion binding. NCBI's taxonomy places the organism in Eukaryota, Metazoa, Arthropoda, Insecta, Diptera, Diopsidae. The transcript has 3 exons.
GAAGGCGCCAGAAGUUUGCAUUCUCUUUGUCAUUUGGCAUAUAGUGUGUGGAAUUGUGGUUGGAUAUUAAACUUGUUUUAACCAAUUUGCUUGAGAUAUAGAUAAAGAGGAGUCUACUCGAAUAACACAGGAAAGUAGCAUACCACCGUAAUAAGAAUUGUCAAUAAUCAUGUACGUAAGCAAUUUGGCCGAUCCUUUUUGCCGUGUGUGUCGCGAUGGUGAUCCUUACACCGUUCAUGACGAACUAUUAAUGCCCUGUGAGUGCACUGAGGAGACGCAGUUUGUUCAUAAAUUGUGCUUACUUAAGUGUGAACGUUUGAAAUGCGAUGACGAAAAGGGUUAUUGCGAGUUUUGUGGUGCAAAUUAUAUAACGACACAGACGGAGAAAUCAUUAUUUUUGGUCAAAUUUGAAAAGGUCACUCACUAUUUAGUAGAGUUAUAUACAUUUUUAAUUCAGGUUAUGGCAGUAUGCAACUUUCUGUCGAUGGUGAGUGUUAUUGCUUUGGCCCUACAAAGGCGUGAGGAACUUCAAUUCACAACAAGAAAAAUGUUGUUGUGGUUUGCAAAGAUCAUUGUGGUAUACUUGGAACUAGGAUCAUAUGAAAAUAUGUUGGGACUUGCAUUAUACAAGCUAAAGUUCAUUAGAGAGAAAAUGCCGACAGUUGAAAAAUAUUUAUUCAUAUAUAAUAUUUUCAAGGGCGGACAUAUGCGUAAUGUAAUAUAUGUUCUUAAAGAAUCACUUAUCAAUUUGAAUAUUGGUAUAUUAUUUAUAAUAUUCUUCACAACACCGCUAACACAGUAUGCAGGAUCAUUAUUUUUCUCCGAGUAUAACGAUUUUUUUAAGUUGUUAGCUGGCGUUGCUUUUUAUAAUACAUUAAAGACGAUUUAUUUCUUUAGUCUUAAAUAUUUACAAGUUCAGUAUAUCCUAAAGGCUAAAUAUGAAAUUUAUAUAUAAUUACUUAAUUGCGUAAUUAUUUUUA